AAAAUAUGAAGUCCACACUGAUCAAAUUGAAAUAAUUUCCAUUUUGAAGUGACUUAGACGAAAUUUCAUAAGAUGUAACUCAAAGCGAAGUUUGGGUAGUUUCAUUUGGGCAGUGGGGGAGACUGUUCGAUUGCAGAGGCUGAGCGAUUCAUGAAACCGAACAUGGGCGGCUUGUACUUCAGUUUCUUGAUUGCCCUUUUACUUUCUGCAAAUCUUGAAGCUUCCUAUUGUUCAAAUGAAGGGUUGCAAACAGUGAGGAAUAUAAGUGAACUUACACAGGAUAAUUAUGGGAGGCCUGGAUUGUCGCAUAUCACAAUUGCUGGUUCCCUUAUACAUGGGUUUAAAGAGGUUGAAGUGUGGCUUCAGACAUUUGCUCCAGGAGCCCAUACUCCAAUACACAGGCACUCGUGUGAGGAAGUUUUUGUGGUGCUUAAGGGAACUGGCACUCUAUAUCUUACUACUACUUCACAUACAAAAUAUCCUGGGAGUCCACAGGAGUUUCCAAUCUUCUCAAAUAGCACAUUUCAUAUCCCUGUCAACGAUGCUCACCAGGUCUGGAAUACUAAUGAAAGUGAGGAUCUACAGGUGUUAGUCAUCAUAUCUCGGCCGCCGGUGAAAGUGUUCAUAUACGAUGAUUGGUUCAUGCCACACACCGCAGCCAAAUUGAAGUUUCCUUAUUAUUGGGACGAAAAGUGUUACCAGGCACCACCAGUGAAAGAUGAGCUUUAACCUUUUAAGGCUGAGUUAUGAUAAUUUCUAUUUGAGGCUGUACAUGUGCGAAAAUGUGAGGCGCAACAUAUCCUUCAUGGUGCUUUUCAGUAAGGUGAAUUAGAUAGAAAUAGACAAAAUUAAGGAAGAAAAAAGAUUGAUCUUUUCUAUUGAUGUCGUUCGUGGAAGAUUUUAAGAACAAAAUAUCCAUUAUGACCUUCAUGAAGAAAAAAAAUAAAGUUCUGUUAAUUGUCCAGAUAUGUUUAUCAUACUCCAGUUUUAAGUUGUGAAGGGCUUGGUUCAUACAUGAACAUGAUGACCUUGUACAUUGUGUAUAGUUCUUUAUACUUCUGCACGAGCAAGACCUUACUCAUUACUCAUUAGAUUAAAGAUCAUUUUCUUUUCUACUGU
Messenger RNA from Olea europaea var. sylvestris, 1119 nucleotides. RefSeq names its product auxin-binding protein T85-like. Bases 151 to 729 code for a protein of 192 amino acids. The transcript is spliced from 5 exons. The record is from RefSeq and is a predicted model, not a curated record. Gene Ontology annotation, molecular function: auxin binding. NCBI's taxonomy places the organism in Eukaryota, Viridiplantae, Streptophyta, Magnoliopsida, Lamiales, Oleaceae.